Molecule: messenger RNA, 1833 nt
Organism: Oryza sativa Japonica Group (Japanese rice)
Lineage: Eukaryota; Viridiplantae; Streptophyta; Magnoliopsida; Poales; Poaceae
Biological process (GO): negative regulation of phosphatase activity; negative regulation of transcription by RNA polymerase II
Molecular function (GO): chromatin binding; phosphatase inhibitor activity; transcription corepressor activity
Source: RefSeq, a predicted model, not a curated record
AAACGCGGCCCGUUUAGGUUUGGGGUUUUUGGCGUGGGGAGUUGGGGGGCAAAGCAAGCGAAGCAAAGCAGCGGCGACACGGCGGCGAUGGCUGCGGCGGCGAGGAAGGGGACGGCGACGCCGCUGGGCGCGGUGUUCUCGCCGGAGGAGACGAGGAGGGCCGUGGCGCGGGUUGCCGAGGCCGUCGCCGACCGCCGCGCCGAGCUCGGCCGCCUCCAGGGCUUCUCCGCCGACAACGCCGCCCUCGUCUCCCUCGUCCAGAGGCUCCCCGACGAGGUCUCCCACGACAUCAUGGUUCCCUUCGGUGGCGCGGCAUUUUUCCCCGGCCGUUUAAUCCACACGAAUGAACUACUGGUGCUUCUAGGGGAGGGGUACUAUGUGGAGAGAUCCGCCAAGCAGACCACCGAGAUAUUGCACAGGAGGGGGAUGGAGCUGGAAGCUCAAGUGGAAGCGAUGAAGGCAACUAUCUCUGACCUUGAAGCUGAGGCGAAGUUCUUCGAAUCAACUGCCGCCGAGGCUUCUGAAGGUCUUAUUGAAAUAAGGGAAGAAUAUGAUGAAGAUACAGAAAUAAAUUCAUCAACAUUGGAUGCUUCAAGUUCUGCUUCAGGCAUGCCAGACAAAGACAGGGAAUAUACUCAAAUCAUGGCAAGGUUAGAUGAACUUGAAAUGGAAGAAAAUGAUGCUGGUAGUACUUCUGAAGAAGAUGGAGAAGAUGAUGAGGAUGACGAAGAUGAUGAGGAAGAUGCUGGACCAAGUGAGGAUGAUAAGGAAGAUGAGGAAGAAGAGAAUAUUCUAAUUGAUGACAAUGAUCAUCAUAAUGCUAGUUUGGGUGCCUCAUUUUCUGGAAGUGGUGGUAAUGAUCAGAGUCAUGAAAGUGCGCAGCUGAAGAGUGCUCUGAAGAAGCCAGGAGGAAGGGAAAUACUGAAAAGCGCUUCUUUUGCACCCUCAGCCAGCACACCUCACUCGGUUUUUCCAGGACAGACUUCUACAAUAAACCCUGGAAUUCAGCUUCCUCUUAAAAAAGCUGUUUCUUUUCAAGAUGAUAACAGGCAUACAGUUGGUCCAUCCAAGUCUCUUCCAUUGCCACAGGGUCCAAAACACUCGAGUCCAAUACUUCAGGUUUCUUCAGAUAACCCUACAUCUCAUGAUCGGAAGAUAAUGUCAAGUGGACAAAAGGCCUUCACAGGGUCUAUUAUUGAACAUGAUGAUAAUAUUUCAACCCUUCAACCUUCAAAGAGUGCUGCUUUGCAGAAUCCUGCUAGUUCAUCUUCAAGACCUGUAUCUAGAUUCAAGAUGCAGAAGGGAGGGCGUUGAGACCAUAUCGUUAACACUAGGAUGAGUGCGAAACCGUCAACUUAGAUCUUUGGUAACAUCUGCAUUGUCAACAACUGCUAUAAGCGAAAGCUGCAUUGUCAACAACUGCUAUAAGCGAAAGCGACAGGUGUGGUAUCAAGACCACAGUUCUAAGAUGAGACCUUGGAGCUAGCUUGUCUGUGCGCGGAUGAGAAAAUUCUUUAUACCCAGAGUGUAGGGCUGUAGGCACUAGUUUUGGUCUGAGGAUUCAGACAUUUAGGGAAAGUUCCUGUAAUUCUUGUUCUAGUUUACAUUGAUGCCAACAGCCCAACGCAUUGAUGGGUGUUACUUGUGAUAGCUCUGUGCAAGCAUUUUGUGAUUUGUGUAGCACUACAUACAGUGACCUCAUCUGGUCCUUGCAUUUGCCUUUAUGGAAUGCAACUUGAGUGGAAUUGUAUGUGACACCUGACAUGCAUCAACUGACAAAUUCUUUGAAGCAUCGAUUCGAUGUGUACAUAACGUGACCCAUAUUUGUAUGCA